Molecule: messenger RNA, 1730 nt
Organism: Terrapene triunguis (Three-toed box turtle)
Lineage: Eukaryota; Metazoa; Chordata; Testudines; Emydidae
Gene: CPEB3
Product: cytoplasmic polyadenylation element binding protein 3
Exons: 8
Coding region: 120-1730 (536 amino acids)
Biological process (GO): negative regulation of cytoplasmic translation
Cellular component (GO): cytoplasm; synapse; nucleus
Molecular function (GO): translation factor activity, RNA binding; mRNA regulatory element binding translation repressor activity; mRNA 3'-UTR binding
Source: RefSeq, a predicted model, not a curated record
AUCAAGAGGCACCGCAUAUUAGCCCAAUAUUAGACAUUGGUUGGCCCGUCUUUCAAAGUCAUUUAUUAUCCAGUGUUUCUCCAUUCAGACUGGCUUCAUUCAUUAAAGCUGCACAAACCAUGCAGGAUGAUUUACUGAUGGACAAAAGCAAAGCCCAGCCCCAGCAGCAGCGGCAGCAGCAGCAGCAAGAUCCAAACGCAGCAGAAACCCCUUCUACACCCAUCUCAUCAGAGACGUCUAAACCGGGGGACAGCAGCCCAGUGACUAGUAUCGGCACAGCAACUUCUGUCCAAAAUAGCAAGGAGAAGAUGCAGAUGGAGUCCCCCAUCUUGCCUGGCUUGAGUUUUCACCAGCCUCAGCAGGAACCUACACCCGGCACCUCCUUGUCUCCGUCCUUCGGCAGCACCUGGUCUACAGGGACCACAAACACAGUGGAUGAUAGUUUUUUCCAAGGGAUUACCCCAGUCAAUGGCACAAUGCUUUUCCAGAAUUUCCCUCACCAUGUCAACCCUGUGUUUGGUGGCACUUUCUCUCCCCAGAUCGGCCUAGCUCAGACUCAGCACCACCACCAUCAGCAGCAGCAAGCCCAACAGCAGCAGCAAAGGAGAUCACCUGUGAGUCCCAAUCAGGCACCUUUUGCCCAGAGAAAUGCUGCUUACAGCCAUCAGCCCAUUAUGACCAGCAAACCGUCUUCCUCCUCUGCCUCUUCCUCUUCCUCCUCCAGCUGGAAUAACCACCAAAACGCAGCCUGGAGUACACCUUCCAACCCCUGGGGUGGGUUGCAAGCUGGCAGGGACCCUCGAAGGGCAGUAGGAGUGGGGGUUGGGGUAGGAGUGGGGGUUGGGGUGCCUUCCCCCCUCAAUCCUAUUUCACCCCUCAAAAAACCUUUCUCCAGCAAUGUCAUUGCCCCUCCGAAGUUCCCACGGGCUCCACCCUUAACCCCCAAAUCCUGGAUGGAGGACAAUGCCUUCAGGACCGACAAUGGCAACAGUCUGUUGCCUUUUCAGGACCGGAAUAGGCCCUAUGACACUUUUAACUUGCACUCUUUGGAAAAUUCCUUAAUGGAUAUGAUAAGGACUGAUCAUGAGCCUCUGAAAGGUAAACACUACCCUCCCAGUGGCCCACCAAUGAGUUUCGCAGAUAUAAUGUGGAGGAAUCAUUUUACAGGGCGUAUGGGAAUAAACUUCCAUCAUCCAGGAACAGAUAAUAUUAUGGCUCUUAACAGUCGGUCUUCACUCUUUCCUUUUGAAGAUGGCUUCCUAGACGACAGUCACGGUGAUCAGUCUUUAUCUUCGGGUCUCAGCUCUCCAACUCGCUGUCAGAAUGGUGAAAGAGUGGAACGCUAUUCUAGAAAGGUGUUUGUUGGAGGUCUGCCUCCUGACAUUGAUGAAGAUGAAAUCACUGCCAGCUUUCGUAGGUUUGGACCUCUUGUGGUGGACUGGCCUCACAAAGCUGAAAGCAAGUCAUAUUUUCCACCUAAAGGUUAUGCCUUUUUGCUGUUCCAAGAGGAAAGCUCUGUACAAGCGCUGAUAGAUGCCUGUCUGGAAGAAGAUGGAAAACUUUAUCUAUGUGUGUCAAGCCCCACCAUCAAGGACAAACCGGUGCAAAUUCGACCUUGGAACCUAAGUGACAGUGAUUUUGUAAUGGAUGGUUCUCAGCCAUUGGACCCAAGAAAAACUAUCUUUGUAGGGGGAGUUCCACGCCCCCUCCGAGCUGGUGAGUUGAAAUAG